GACUUUUUGAAGCAUUGCGACCACGGAACUGGUUCGAUUCUGAAGAAACGCUUGCGUAACCUUUAUAGAUUAAAGGUUUGCGCAGUUCAAGAUGAGGUCUCUCGGUGAGCGUUUCAACAAGCUUCGCGCUAAGCUCAUUUCCUUAAGAUGCGGCCCGGGUGCAGCAAUCCUCCCCCCAGAGGUGACCAGAAUACAUAUGGACUUUGCAACGAGCUUCAAGAACGGUCAUAUGGGCGCCAAAAAGUUCUGGCGUGAGAACCUCCCCCGACUAAAAUACCAUAAUCCCUCAGUUCCUAUGAUCGUCAAUCGUCACAGCCGGAACAACAAGAAGCCUACACUCUCUAUCUAUCUCCGCAAACCCGACGCUUCAACUCCCGCACCCGCUACCCGUUCCCAGCCCUCCUCAUCACGCAAUAACAUGUCCAAGGCUACACCACCGGACGCUGACGAGAAGAUCAUUACCGUCGAUAUGACUGAGAAACACUCCUCUCACAUUCUUGAAUACGUACUUGCCGAGACCCGUGCUGUCCCCAUCAAACCCACCAAGGAGGAGAUUCGUGAAUUGCAGGAGUUGGACGCCAUGGCCAGACAAGCCGAGGUCGACCGAGCACGUAUGAGGAGUCUACGUGAGGAGAAGAAACGCGAGGAGGACAUGCUGAAGCGAGCCCGGGCUGCUGGCGGUGUUGCUGAGGAAGAGGAUUCGUGAAAAGGCUUUGAAUGAAAGAGACCAUAACGAUGCUGUACAAUAAAUGUGUAUUAACGAAUGCCACAUAUCUGGCAAGUGUACAAGUUGGAAAUUUAGAAAGUCCCACUACCUUCUGCUUGGACCCCUACGUUGGUCGAUGAACGGAUUGUUGGGCUGUCGCACACGUACAACGUAC
Messenger RNA from Fusarium oxysporum Fo47, 881 nucleotides. RefSeq names its product mitochondrial 54S ribosomal protein mL61. The coding region runs from base 92 to 706 and encodes 204 amino acids. Lineage: Eukaryota; Fungi; Ascomycota; Sordariomycetes; Hypocreales; Nectriaceae. The record is from RefSeq and is a predicted model, not a curated record. Gene Ontology annotation, cellular component: mitochondrion. The transcript is spliced from 4 exons. Gene Ontology annotation, molecular function: structural constituent of ribosome.